Magnusiomyces paraingens is the source of this 2748-nucleotide messenger RNA. RefSeq lists its product as uncharacterized. Gene Ontology annotation, molecular function: gamma-tubulin binding. The transcript is spliced from 2 exons. Bases 1 to 2748 code for a protein of 915 amino acids. Lineage: Eukaryota; Fungi; Ascomycota; Dipodascomycetes; Dipodascales; Dipodascaceae. The record is from RefSeq and is a predicted model, not a curated record.
AUGGCUCGUAGUUCCGGCAGGCAAGCUGGCCAAGGACCUGGUUUGUUUGUGGUGCCGCCAAUGGUACCGGAACUCGGUCGGGUAGUCGAACAAAGCUCGUCAUUAUUUGGAAACCCCCCACAUCCCCCUGAAGAUCUCCGGUUUAAUGCAGCAGACUCAUUGUUCUACGACCCUGCGGUCCUAGCUCAAUAUGGUAUUGAUGUCCCGACACUCGAGGAGUUUGUGGCGAACCGACCUGCAAUGGAAUUUAGUCCAGACAUUUGGCCACAAACCCCCACACAAAAGCGCAGCUUCAACAAUAAUUACAAUCAUGUUGAUUAUACCCGUCUUUUUGAAGAAGAAGAAAAAGAAGAAGAAGAAGAAGGAAAAGAAGGAAAUAAACCAUGUAAACCUCCAGUGUCAUGGUCUACUUUUGAAGGACUCCCAAAUACCUCGCAAAGAUACCUCCUAGACACUCCACAAUCCCGUGCACAGACUAUUGGCUCAGUUCUACAGUUGAGAGUUGGUCAGAGUGAUCCCUCAAGUCUUUGCGCAAAAGCUCUUCCUCCAGAGUACGUUCUGAGGUGUGUUGCAGGAGCAGUUUGUGGCCGCCAAUCUGAGUUGUUUCGGUACGAUACGACAAGACAAGUAUUUAGCGAGACCCUGACGCAACAGUACACGGUUCCUGGUGUUUCAGCAGCUGCAGUGGCUCACUUGGUAAAAGAAGCCCUGGAUGCCGGUGCACGAUUCUUGCGACUGCGAUACUCGUGUCAUGUUAUUUUCCAGUGUGCAGGAAAUAAAAAUAAUGAUACCUCACCAAGAGCAGGCCCUGUACUUGUUGCACUCGCAAGCAGCAUUGCAGGUGUCUUAUCAGCCCUAGAGGCUCACAUUCUGUCAGGGACCCCCACAGAUGCACUACUGGCUGCUGAUGGGUUAGUACGUGGGCCUGUGGCGGUCAUUAAUAUGACUGCACAACUUUUAGGAUGCGCAGAUUUAUCUCGUGCUUUAAUCCUAGCACGACUUCCUGCUCCUUGGAAACUACUCAAUGCAUUAUAUGCCAAGUGUGUACAUCUCGAAGGUACUGCUGUUUCAGAUACCGUGGGUGGAUUAUUACUUCCAUCACUCUUUACACGGAUGCUUGUACGCACGGUCGAGCAAUGGCUUACCUCGUUAGAGCCCUACAUUGGUCUUGAUCCUAAUCACUCGCUAUUACUUGGAGUUAAUGAUCCCGACACGUUUCUUGAGCUGGAGGAAGACCAAGAAAUGCAAACAAGUGCUUACUACGAUAAGACAAUCUCAGCAUUUAACCCUGUAGGAACACCAGAGGCUUUAAGGAUACGGCUCUAUGGCGUCAACGAAACAAAAGUGCCCAGGUUUGUGUCACAAGAACUGGCACAAAUGUGUGCAGACUGUGCCAAUUGUCUAGUGUUGUUGGAACGGCACGCAGCCGAUGAUCCCCAAACACAAGCCGCGCUGCUUCGAUUACACACCGUAGUUCCCAUCAGACUUCAUUGGAUGCGGUCAGUUUCAGAAGUGGCUGUCCAGUCGCGUGCCAUUGAAGAUUAUGUGAGUCGAGUCACAGCUGCAAUUAGGGAGGGGGUAGAACAACAAGAUACCUCGAUGCACGAAUAUGUUGCAGAAACUCAAGAAAACUCAGUAACAGACUUGUUGAAAGCCAUGGACGCACCACCAGCACCCGCACGUCCGGCAGAUGAGACCUUUUAUGCGACUGUGUUUGGGUCCAGCUCACAACCAGUUUCUGCUGCUGCUGGUACUGCUGUGGCGGCUGCGGCGGCUGCGGAGUUGGAAAUGCAGUUGCAUGUAGUCACAAUGCGGUCUGUAGGCCCUGUGUUGCGUGCGCAGGCCGCGUUGUUGCACGAGUUUACAUGGCAGGCCGUGUUUAGUGGUGAAACGGACUUGAGUGCACAUAUGAAAGUGGUACGUGAAGUGGUACUAUUAGGAUCUGGUCUGUUAUUGAAUGAUUUGCGUGAACAAGUAUUUGGAACAGAUCCAGGCGCGUUAGGCUUGUGUAGCAAGACUCUUGAGUAUUGGCCUCCAGGUCCUGCACGUAUUCAUUCAGCAUUAUCUGAAAUUGUUUCAAGUGCAGUAAAGAGAAUACUUCCCAGUGACCAGUUUAUCAACAUUGGGUUGCGAGGAGAUCUUGUUACAGGCAAAGUUGCGCGUGCAAGCGCACAAUAUGAUUUAAAAGCCACCCAAUUUCUGCGUAUGGUUUAUACCCCUCCACCCGUGCUUCAAGGUGUGAUUCCUACGCGUGCGCUUGCAAUCUACGACACUGCAUUCGGGUGGCUGUUACAGCUUGUGCAUGCGCAACAAGUAGCCCAACGAGCAGUUUUGGAAACCCCAUCAGUGCAAGUAUUUGAAGCCGGGGUAUUGGCCAAUGUUCUUGUAGUCCAUUUUGCCCAGAAUGCGGUGGAAGCCGUGUGGGCUCCAUGGAUGCGGUGGCUUUGUGGGAAGAAUCGACAUGCACUAAGUUCUGUGCGGGCACAGCACUUGGUCAUGGCCCAAACUCUGGAGCAGCUUUUGUUUUUAGAUAAUGGCCAAAGCCAAGGUUGCGAGAUUCAUAAGCAUGUGCGUGCGGCAGUACACCACUUGGUACAGAGCAUUUUAGACUGUUGCAGUGGCAAGUCUACGCAGCUUAGAAAAGCACGAAACCAAGUACAAGCAAUGUUGGACCGGCUUGAGUAUCAGCUAGAGCCUGGGCUAGCUAGAGAUCUUGCAAAUCAGCUCAAAUAUAAUCUAGAAAUGUAA